UUUGUCUUUUGGUCAUCAUGGUGACAACGCGCGACGCGGCGGUGGUCGCUGCAACUCUCGCGGCGGUCACGGCCUAUUCGUACUUGUCCGACUACAUUCUAAAGUGGAGAGGUGCGGCCUACCGUAAGAACAACCAGCUGGAAGUUGAGGAAGUCCACACCAACGACAUGGAUCACUGCGAUGACAACGUCCCUCGACGCAUUCGAAAAGCAGAAACAGUCCUCCAACGCCGCACGGCUCGAAUCGUUCUCGUCCUGGAAUCGAGCUGUGAUAUGUUCAACCAAAUGGCUGUGCUGCGAACGGCCGAAUGCUUUGGAAUUCAGCAUGUUUGGAUUGUCGAACCUGCCUUCUACAAGCAACACAAGGCAGAUCGCAUCAUUGCGCGGGAAGCGACGGAUUGGCUCUCCAUUCGCAGGUUCAAGACGUCUGCUGCAUGCAUCAAAGCGCUGCGAGAAAGUGGCUACGACAUCUGGACAACGGAAUUGAGUCAAGAAGCCGUGUCGUUGGAAGCCCCCGAGCUCAAGCUUCCGGAACGCGUGGCCAUUGUCAUGGGUCGGGAGGCGGAUGGAGUGAGUCAGGAUAUGAUUGCCGCGGCGGACAAGCGUGUAUACUUGCCGAUUCACGGGUUUGCCGACUCGUUGAAUUUGAACGUGGCGACGGGGUUGAUAAUCCAGCGCCUCUUCUUUAUCUGCCCCGAAGCUCGCGGUGCCAUGACCAAGUCUGAGCGCUCCGAACUUCGCAACGAAUGGUAUCGUCGCAUGGUCAAGGGCGACGAGAAGGCCGAGACAUUCUUGGCUAGUCCCCCACCUGCUUAUGCGGAUCUCCGCCGUCCAGACGAUCAUCGUGGCGCGUGGAUGGGCAGCAAGACCAAACGCAAGAUCCAAGAACGCGAAGCGCAAUUGAACCAAGCGUCAUCACUCGAGUUUUGAAUCUCAAUAAUCCGGAUAAACAUGGCGAUGUAUAGCAAUGUAUCCGAAUAAUAGUUAACCCAAUGAACCUCGGCACCUUCGACCAAC
Aphanomyces astaci is the source of this 1016-nucleotide messenger RNA. RefSeq lists its product as hypothetical. The transcript has 7 exons. Gene Ontology annotation, biological process: tRNA guanine ribose methylation. Bases 18 to 929 code for a protein of 303 amino acids. Lineage: Eukaryota; Oomycota; Saprolegniomycetes; Saprolegniales; Verrucalvaceae. The record is from RefSeq and is a predicted model, not a curated record. Gene Ontology annotation, molecular function: RNA binding.